Lethenteron reissneri (Far Eastern brook lamprey) is the source of this 2434-nucleotide messenger RNA. It is a transcript of the gene DAP3, whose product is annotated as death associated protein 3. Gene Ontology annotation, biological process: apoptotic process. Gene Ontology annotation, cellular component: mitochondrial small ribosomal subunit; mitochondrial ribosome. NCBI's taxonomy places the organism in Eukaryota, Metazoa, Chordata, Hyperoartia, Petromyzontiformes, Petromyzontidae. The record is from RefSeq and is a predicted model, not a curated record. Gene Ontology annotation, molecular function: structural constituent of ribosome.
ACGCGUCCCACCACUGCAAAGAUGGCUGCGCCCAGGGCGUACACGGCCACGCUCUCCAGGCUGCCUGCAGGCAUGGCGCUGUUCAAGUCCUUGCACGUGCGACUGCGAGCAGAUCAGCUGAGUCCGUUGAGCCGGUUGCUGCACGCCGGAACGCGUGCGUGCUGUGCGUCGGCCGCUCCGGAGGCCGAGUUCACCGCCGCCGUCGCCCCCCAGGAUCCGCGUGACAUCACCGCCAGCGAGCCGCGCGCCAUCUUCCGGACCGCGCAGGCCGAUCCGGCGCUGCACUCGGAGAGCCACGCGGGGCGAUUCUACACCAUCUCCCCGUCCGACCUCGCCACCGUCUUCCCGCACGGCCUGCCCCGCAGGUUCUACCAGCAGAUGCGCACGUUUCAAGAGGCGUCCUUGAUGGUGCGGCCUCCGGCGCUGGAACUCAUCGCGCUCCUCAAGGGCAGCGACCUCUCCCUGCCGGUCGUGCGCUACGUCAUCUACGGGAAGAAGGGGACGGGCAAGUCGAUGACUCUGUGCCACGCCGUGCACUACUGCGCCUCCCAGGGGUGGAUGGUGCUGCACGUCCCCGACGCUCACCAGUGGCUGAAGGACGUGCGGCAGCUGAUGCCGUCGGCGUUCCGGCCGGGCCGGGUGGACACGCCGAUGCAGGCCGUGUCGUGGCUCGGCCACUUCCGCACCACCAACGAGCGGCUCCUCAAGCAGAUGACGACGCGGAACAGCUACUCGUGGAGCAAGCGGGAGAGCACGGAGCAGGGGAAGCCGCUGCUGGAGAUGAUCGAACUGGGCCUGCUGCGGCCCAAGGUGGCGAGCGACGUGGUGGGCGCCCUCUUCAAGGAGCUCAAGCAGCAGAGCGCCACCAUGGCGCAGCCGCUGCUGGUGGCCGUGGACAGCGUCAACGCGCUCUGGGGACGCACGUCGCUGCGCAACGAGGACCGCAGCAUCGUGAACGUUGAAGACGUCACGCUGCUGCGCAACCUGAAGAAGUUCGUCCUCAACGACUGGAGCAACGGCGCGAUGGUGUCCACCGUGACGCAGACCGGCUCCCUCUACACCAACCGUCUCUCGUACUUCCCGCAGGAGCUGCUCGGCAAGGACGGCUUCGACCUCCUGGACCCCUUCGUGCCGGUGCAGGUGAACGACUACAGCGAGCUGGAGUUCGAGAGCUGCUACCAGUACUACCUGGAGAGGAAGUGGCUGCAGCACGAGAAGAGUCGGACAGAAGAAGGCAGACAGGAGCUCAUCUUCCUCAGCAACAGAAACCCGAGCCUCUUCGAAAGAAUCAGCACCUUCCUGUAGCACACACACACACACGAGUACUCACGCACACCCAUACUUAGCACUACAUGCUCAGUCAUUUCGAUUUAAAGCUUUCGUGACUGCAGGGAUUCAUCUUCUUGGUUCUUUCGGUAAAGUCACGUAGAAGGGAAGUAAUAAAAGAAUAAAAAUAAAACAUAAAAAUUAUUAUAUUAUUAUUUUAUUUUAUUAUGUUUUAUUUUUAUUAUUGUAUUACUUCCCUUCUACGUGACUUUACCGAAAGAACCAAGAAGAUGCUCAGUCAUGUUCACACCCACGUACAGGCAGGCACAGUCGCAUUAGUCAAUUGAUCCCCUGUAUAGCCCUCAAGGUUGCUGGGCAGUGCUGUUAGCGAGUAGCACCUCUGGAAGGCCAGUAUGACACGUGGGUGAUAUGAACAGCAACACGUCCCAGCCGCCUUUGUCUCCCCGAGUGUCGAUGUUUACGCAUCACACCAGGUACUCCAUUGAAGGUUGGACUGACCUAGGGGAUCCCCAGGAAGAGGGGACCACGGUGGCGAGAUGUUAACUACCUUGCCUGGUAUGCAGGAGGUCGUGGGUUCGAUUGACCCUUGACGCCUGCUGUAUAUUUGGAGUUUGCGUGUCUCUCUCUCCCCGUGACCGCGUGGAUUUUUCUCCGGGUCCUCCGGUUUUUCCCUCCACAUUUAGAAUCGGCAUCGCGCGUUUAGAGCAUAUGGCUGCUAUAAAUUUCCACGCGAUAAGCCACUUCGUUGAGCUAUCAUUUGUGAUAGCCAGGCCGCUUCUGAAAUAGGGCUACAUAGCUGAGUGGGCCUCACCUGGUAAAAUAAAAAAAAUGUUUACUAUUUUAUAUUUUACCAGCUAAAUUGGCGCUGGCCGAGUGAGAAUCCAUUACGAGUUGCUGGGUUCGUAGCACAGCGUGCUAACCGCAGCACCACCACGCCCCAGUGUCACACACACACAGAUAGUGUUGUCGCCGUCUAAAAAAGACGGCGCACGUCCCCGGUAGCCCAUGUGGUUCCACGUCCCGCACCGUGUACGACGCACCUCGUCGGAUAACCUCGUCGGGUAACCUCAUCGGGUAACCUCGUCACAUGCCGUUCUGUGCUUCGCGCUUAUUUGUUCAUUUUGGAAGUAAAGGUUCGCUCUGUGUA